ACAUAUAGCGGCUCACCGAGUGUCGCAGGUCGCGAUGACUCGCUCUUCUGUAAUCGCUUUUCUUUUCUACUUCUUUGCUGGUUAUUCAGCAAACGUAGGAAAAGAAACUUGGACACAUUGUGCAGAAGAUAAAAGCCAAUCCCUGUACAACUUCACAACAAAGUACCUGAACGGAACGGCCGUUUCGUUGGAGAGGUAUCGCGGUGACGUUAGCCUUGUGCUAAACGUGGCGACAUACUGAGGGUUCACGUUCCAGUACCCUCACCUGAAUGCACUCAUGAAGGAGUUUUCGACCGGCAAGUACAAGUGUGGAUUCUCUGUGUUGGCUUUUCCAUGCAAUCAGUUUAUGUACCAAGAGCCGGGAGCGAAUUCCAAAGAAAUCUUGAACGGGCUGAAAUGCGUCAGACCAGGCAACGGAUUUCAGCCGAAUUUCCCACUCUUUCAGAAAAUCCAAGUCAACGGCAAGAACGAAGAUCAAAUCUACACUUUCUUGAAGUCCCUUUGUCCCCUCCCCGGUGGGGUCGUCAGUCAAGACGCACCGUCGAUCCUGUGGUCCCCCGUCAGGAGUAACGACAUCUCCUGGAACUUCGAGAAGUUCCUAGUGAAUCAUCAAGGAUUUCCUGUCAAGCGUUACUUGCCCAGCACCGAACCUUUUGAUCUGGUGGACGAUAUUGUGAGCCUCAUUGAAGCAUGUUAAAAUGGACAAUGGAAACUGAUCUAGUUUUACUUUCUGCUCUGUUUAUGUAGUCACUUGAAACUAAACGAGGUUUAGUUUUUAAAUACUGUUUAUUUAGUCACAUAAACAGUCGCUCCUUCGAAGUGUGCAACCUUGACUGACGAACACAAUCUGGCGAAAAGACAAACUCUAUGACAGAGGAGGAUAGCGCAGAUUAAAACAACUCCUUACGUUUCCCUCCUGAUGAUAAGCUAUGCUCCUCUACCCAGAUUUCGCUCGCCGCAUCGUUCGAGAUAGCCUGGGCUCGACGACGAUAUGAGUCAUCUCACAACGCCGGGGCCUGGAGAUGGCGAACAUAUUAGGCUUUGAUACUUAAACUGGAAUUGCGGGAUGUUUUCCAUUAUGCCAAAAAUUCCGGUAAUUUCGGUCGUAAAGACCCGUUUCGGUUCGGUCCAACCGGAAUAUUCGGGACCACCUCUGAAGGUGAUCCACUCUGAUCGGUUGGACCGAAUUAAAUUUGUCGUUCUAUUUUUACAAACCCGUUCAGUGCCCUUAUUCUCUCCAGUAGAUUUCACUUAUGUAGGGAAUUCGGGAAAGGAAUUUAAAAAAAAAAUGGUGAGAGCCAUUCCUCUUGGUUGGCCCGGUUUGAUCGGAAAAUGCCGUUCCAUUUUCCUCGGUUAGUCCCGCUGUUCUCUGACCGGUCGCUCUGGCAUAAUGGAAAGCACCCCUGAUUUGUGGAACCCUCGAUUUAUAUGACCUCCCAAUAACUCGUCUAAAAAUCGUUUCCCUUUGAUUUCCCACACCAGUUUUCUUUGUCUUCGGAGGUUCCAAAAAUCGAGAUUUCACCGUAGUUUUGUCCCCUCCUCGGGUUGAAUUCCCGUCCGUCACUGCCCCCCUCCCCCCUUCACCUUCCAUCUCCAUCCAUAUUUGGAUUGUCUCCUUUCUCCGCUAGAACUACCCUUUAGAACUACAUACUACACGGAUCGAAUUCGUGACAGUUCUUUUUAUAUUGUUGAAGGGUCAGCCUUUAGCUUGCUGUGACAGACGUAUUAUCUACAUUGAACAUGUACAAUUGCUCAAUUUUUAUGACAGACUAUUUGUAAACUGUUUACAGUGAAAUGGUCUUGAGUUAGGUUUUUGUCUCUUCAGCGUUUUGUGCAUUCAGCUGGAACGGAUCAAAAAACAUGGCUUUGAGCUUUGUAUGUUGUAAAUGCACGAUACAACUUCUUGUUGCAAUAAACUAGAAAGGGAGUGAA
This is a messenger RNA of Orbicella faveolata, 1932 nucleotides long. Its product is annotated as glutathione peroxidase-like. Lineage: Eukaryota; Metazoa; Cnidaria; Anthozoa; Scleractinia; Merulinidae. The record is from RefSeq and is a predicted model, not a curated record.